AUGAGUCCUACUGUCUUGAGCUCGCCCAUUGCUGACUUCGCUAGUAGCACGAGUGAACAAAAGCCAAAACUGCAACAGGAUGAACCACUUGACAUACAUAGGGACGUCAUUCCUGACGAAUUGCAGCAUAAAACCCAAGAGAAGAACCACAUUGUGAACUGUGAAUUAACUCCAUCAUCUCAAUUCAAGCAAGAUCAAAGGAAUGUACCAUGUACGAAUUCCAAUGAGUUUUUCAAAGAGUUGGCACUUCUGACACCAGACGAGUAUGAAGAUUCAGAGCUUGAUGGUGAGUUUCAGCACAUAGUGCAUAUUUUAAUCCCAUCCAAUGCUACAACUGCAUUGCUCGACCGCCGUGGUCAGCCAAUCCAGCGUAUUAGUCAGCAAACCGGAUGUACACUAUCUGUACGUAAACCAGAGGCCUCACUAUUCAAGGAUGACCGUUUGCUUCGUAUGUACGGAAAAGCCAGGUGUAUCUGCUUAGCUCAACGACUUGUCAUUGCAUACAUUCGAGCAUUUCGAGCGGAGAAAAAAGACCCGAUUUAUAUGGACCUGUCGGAAGUAACUCCACCUGUUAAACUAUCUGCUGCAUCUAUCACAAAAGCCAUAAGCGUUGCUGUUACUGCCGUAAAGAAGAAUGAGGUGGAGACUACAAACUCGUUUCACUGGAUGGUACGGCGUGACGAUGUUGGCAAAAUAAUGGGAAAGCAAGGAUGCAUUUUAGCAUCAAUUCGUCGUGACACUGGCGCCACAAUCCGUAUCGAUAACGACGUCGUUCCUGGCACCACGGAGCGACGAGUGACUUUCAGUGGGUCUGUGGAAUCUAUCGUUGCUGCGGUGGAAAAGAUUAAAAGUAGGUCUCGCGGACAUCCUGAAGUGGCAGCAAGCGUGGUGAACGAUAAACAUGGACAGUAUUUUGCCAUUCCGUACCACGCUGCAGGAUAUCUCAUUGGUGUGCAAGGCUCUACAAUCAAAAACAUUACCGAGCGCACAGGCGCACGCCUACAAUUUCCUUCGGCAGAAGACUUGCCCUUGGGUAGUAUAAACCGUAUUUUCCAUGUUCAAGGCACUCUAAAACAGGCUGAGCACGCUCGACGAAUCGUUAGUGCUAAACUGCGAGACUUUCUGGCCUCUUCGAAGAGCCCAAAAAGUUUGAGUCUUUUCUCAACUGGCCUAAAAGGCGACAAAGUUACAAUCAAGGUUCUCCUGCCGUCUAAAGUUUGUGGGUCUUUGCUAGACCGUCGAGGCCAGCUUAUCCGUGAGAUAUCCAAGAAGUCUGGUGCCCACACACACUUCUUGGCGGCACAUGACGACGGUAACCGGGAGACGCCAUUUCUUCAAAGCGGGCAGCUCCACCCCGAAAGCGAAAUCGUAGACAACGAGAUGAAAUCGAAAACAACAAAGUGCGUGAUAAAGUGGGGGGGCAUGGAAGACGAGGAACACAAGGAUGACGUGGAAGAAGGGAACUAUGUCAAUGGCGAGUGUGAAGAUGCUCUUGGACACCCUGUCAGACGGAGAAAUGCACGUCGACAGCCAAAUUGCCCUCUUCGACUCGACGACAAAGAGGACGAAGCAAACCUGUACAUAUAUGACGAUUGA
This is a messenger RNA of Peronospora belbahrii, 1596 nucleotides long. NCBI's taxonomy places the organism in Eukaryota, Oomycota, Peronosporomycetes, Peronosporales, Peronosporaceae. The record is from the annotation of a GenBank genome assembly.